AUGAGUAACAUUUUUGAUUUGAGAAGAAACUCAAAUACUCCAUUUCUUCAUUAUUGUUCAGCGUCAGAAGAAUCUAUCACCCCAUUAGAUACCCCAGUAACCCGUAUACAAACUAUUAGAAAGCCAACUAAAAAAAAUUCUAGUGAUAUGCUAACUUCUUCACAAUCAAUAUCAGCCUUAAAAAAUCAAAUAAAAGAAUUACAGCAAGAGGUAUGUGAUUUAAAAUUAAUAAAUGAAACAGACAGCGCAAAGAAAAAUAAAGAAAAUGAGAUUUUAAGUUUAUCGCCUAGAAAUUAUAUAGCAAAUAGUAGAACAGGCCUAACUGUUGAUAGUUUAAAGAAAAAUAGAUCGGAACCAAGAGAUACCUCCUUUUCAUUAAAAAUCAACCUAACUGACGAGAAUAUCAAGAGUCUAAGCGCCCAUAAUUUUCAUCUUUACCAAAUUCAUUGGGAAGUAUUUGAUCCAACAUUUCAUUAUUUUCAACGAUAUUUGAAUCCUUCGAACAUAAUUAAUAUAUCAAAACUGGAGCCUGCUCCUGUUGAUAUAAAUAAUCCAAAAAAUACUGAUGUAGUUAACUUGAUUAUUUGGUAUAAUAGAUUCAAAGAAAAUAUGAAGUCAUUAGGAUUAUAUACUUUUGUUUAUGUUAAACCGUUUAACUAUGCAUCAGCUAAUCCAAUUGAAAUUAAUGAACAUCAAUUCUUAAUGCAUUUUAUAUUACCCAGAAUCUUGCCAAAAAGAUAUAAAUUUUAUGAUUAUUUCCCAUUCCAUCAGGCCAUCAACGAGCUCCUAAUAUAUUAUUUACCCAAAGAUGUGCAGAGUACAAUUAUAAAACUUUUAAACUCAAUUAAUAUUGAUUACAAUUUUUAUUUCCCUGAUUUAUAUAGAAGAAUAGAAGCAAUAAAUGGGCUACAAUUACUCUUUGGAAUAGAAGACAUCUCUAAAGAAGAUAUAAUUCGGAGAAUAAUAAGCUCAUCUAUAAGAAACUUGUUUUGUAUUGAACCUAAAGUAAAAUUUUGGAGUGAUCAUAUUACCACAAUUUCAAUCAGUAAAAUAGUUGAAGAUAUACGAGAAAUAAUUGAGAUAACACCAAAGAAUUCGAAGAAAUCAUUUGAAAAUUAUAAUAGAUUCAAUAAUUAUGAAAAUUAUUUUGAUACUACAGUUGUAAGAAAAAAUAGGAAAAUUUCUACAAACAAAUCAUUUAAUGUCACAACUUCAAAAUUGAAUAAUAUCAAGAAAAGAAGAUAUAAAUCAAAAAAUAGAAGUAAGAAGCCUGUUUUAAAAAACAGGAUUAAUCCAAGAGAAAAGAAGCAUAGAAGAAAUAAUAUUCACUCUAUUUGUGAAAAGUAG
This is a messenger RNA of Henningerozyma blattae CBS 6284, 1347 nucleotides long. RefSeq lists its product as uncharacterized. The transcript has a single exon. The coding region runs from base 1 to 1347 and encodes 448 amino acids. The record is from RefSeq and is a predicted model, not a curated record. NCBI's taxonomy places the organism in Eukaryota, Fungi, Ascomycota, Saccharomycetes, Saccharomycetales, Saccharomycetaceae.